This is a messenger RNA of Verticillium nonalfalfae, 855 nucleotides long. RefSeq lists its product as uncharacterized. NCBI's taxonomy places the organism in Eukaryota, Fungi, Ascomycota, Sordariomycetes, Glomerellales, Plectosphaerellaceae. The record is from RefSeq and is a predicted model, not a curated record. The transcript has a single exon. The coding region runs from base 1 to 855 and encodes 284 amino acids.
AUGAAGACUACUGCCAUCCUCUGCGCUGCCCUGGCCACCACGGCCUUGGCCCAGCCUCAUUUCAACGGCAACAAGCGCCGCCACGUCCACAACAAGCAUGCCAAGCGCGCCCUGGUCACCGAAUGGGUCACGGAGACCGCCUACGUUACUGAGUACUAUGAUGCGACCAGUACCGUCUGGGUCACCCCCGGUGUCGAGUCUGAGGAGCCUGAGCCUUCCAACACCAAGGACGCCCAGUUCUUCGAGCCCGAGAAGCCUACUGUUGCUCAGCCCACCACCACCGCCGCGCCGCCUGCUCCCGAGCCUAAGGUUCCUGAGCCCAAGGCUCCUGAGCCCGAGAAGCAGGAGCCCCAGCCUGAGCCUAUCGCUCAGCCGGAGACAACUACCACCUACCAGGCCCCUCCUCCUGCUCCCACCACCCCCACUCCCACUCCCACUCCUACCCCUGAGCCCGUCGCGGAAGAGCCCAUUGAGGAGCCUGCUCCUGAGUCCCCGGCCGAGGGGUCCAAGAGCUCCGACAGCGGUAGCAGCAGCGCCCCGAGCGACAGCCACUCUGGCGACCUGACAUACUACGAUGUCGGUCUUGGCGCUUGCGGUUUCGAUGACACUGGCAAAGACAACUCGGACAACAUUGUCGCCCUUUCGCACCUCCUCAUGGGCACGCAGUCCAACGGCAACCCCAUGUGCGACCAGACCAUCACCGUCAGCGCCAACGGCAAGGAAGUUGUUUGCACUGUCCGCGACAAGUGCAUGGGCUGCGAGCCCGAGGCCAUCGACGUGUCCAAGGCCGCCUUCCUCGAGCUCUUCGGCUCGCUGACUGCUGGUCGCACUGAGGUCAAGUGGUGGUUCAACUAA